This is a messenger RNA of Trichoplusia ni (cabbage looper), 3227 nucleotides long. It is a transcript of the gene Plap, whose product is annotated as phospholipase A-2-activating protein. Lineage: Eukaryota; Metazoa; Arthropoda; Insecta; Lepidoptera; Noctuidae. Gene Ontology annotation, molecular function: ubiquitin binding. The transcript has 16 exons. The coding region runs from base 98 to 2413 and encodes 771 amino acids. Gene Ontology annotation, biological process: ubiquitin recycling; proteasome-mediated ubiquitin-dependent protein catabolic process. The record is from RefSeq and is a predicted model, not a curated record. Gene Ontology annotation, cellular component: cytoplasm; nucleus.
GACCACUGACAGCAUACGUCAACAUGACAUGACAACUUUUGUUCACCGCGAUUGUUUCUAAUUUUUCUCAGCGUUUUGAAUAUAAAAACGAUUUCCAAUGGCGGUUCCUGAUUAUAAACUAAGUGCUGUAUUAUGCGGCCACUCACUGGAUGUACGAUGUGUUGCGAAGACUAAAGAAUUCUGUAUAUUAUCAGCAUCACGCGACAGAACUGCGAAACUGUGGCAUCCUGAGGGGGUAAAAGACUUUGUGAACGUGGUGACGUACAAAGGGCAUAGGAAUUUUGUUUCGUGUGUUUGUUGGUUGCCUCCUUGUGAAGCGUACCCUGACGGGCUAGUGGUGACCGGCAGUAACGAUAACACGAUACUAGGAUAUAACCUACAGGACGGGGCAACACAAGUCACGUUAGAGGGACACGAGAAUGCGGUGUGUAGUGUUACACCAGGCAGAGAUUCUGGCAUACUGUUGAGUUCCAGUUGGGAUAGUACGGCUCGAGUAUGGAACAUCAACGCAGCCCGCAAUGCUCCGUUAAUCCUCAAAGGUCAUCAGGCAGCAGUAUGGGCGGCCGUGGAACUCUUCAGCAAUACCUAUGCUACUGCAUCAGCUGACAAAACUAUCAAACUAUGGAUGAAAGAUGGCAGUAUCAUUACUACACUCACAGGUCACACUGAUUGUGUGAGAGAUAUAGCAGUGGCCAGCCCUGAGACAUUCCUCAGCUGUUCUAAUGAUGCCUCCAUCAAGCUUUGGACGAACAAGGGACAAUGUCUGAACACAUUUUAUGGACACUCUAACUAUAUCUACAGUAUCAGCAUGAACCCGGGCGUGGCGCAGGGCUUCGCGUCGUGCGGCGAGGACGGCUGCGUGCGGCUGUGGGCCGGCAGCGACUGCGUGCGCGACAUCCGCCUGCCCGUGCAGUCCGUCUGGAGCAUCACCUGCCUCGACAACGGGGACAUCGUUACUGGCUCAAGUGAUGGAGUGGUGCGAGUGUUCACAAAGGAUCCCGCUAGAUACGCAGAUGAAAACACUCUUAAAUUGUUCGAAGAAGAAGUCGCUAAAAUGCAGGCAGCAUCUCAACAAGAAAUUGGCGGAUUCAAGCUUUCGGAACUACCAGGCCCCGAGGUCCUGCUGGAGCCGGGCAAGGCGGACGGGCAGACCAAGCUGGUCCGGCGCGGGACCAACGUCAAGUGCUACUCGUGGAGCGCGGCCGACUGCAGCUGGAACGAGGUCGGCGACGUCAUGGGCGCGCCGCCCUCCAGCGAGGGGAAGACCAUGUUCCAGGGGAAGGAAUACGACUUCGUGUUCAGCGUGGACAUCAAAGACGGAGCGCCACCGAUAAAGCUUCCAUUCAACAAGACUGAGGACCCUUGGGUCGCCGCUCAAGCGUUUAUACACAAACACAAUUUACCACAAGUAUACUUGGAACAGGUUGCAAACUUUAUCAUUACCAAUGCCAAAUUAGAUUCAGAACCAGUCUCCAGCAAUGGUUUCGCGGACCCGUUCACGGGCGAGUCCCGCUACGUGCCCGGGUCCGGCGGGCCGCCCCCCGCGCCGCCCGCGCUGGCGGACCCCUUCACGGGCUCGGGCGCGUACACUACGUCCACAACCACCACCUCCUCCAACGAGAAGAUGCUCAUACCACACGAUGCUUAUAUCAGAUUCGACCAAGCCAAUUUGAAGGCUAUUUUCGACAAACUUAAAGAGUUCAACAGUAAAGUGGGCGACGGUUUGAGCGCCAUGACGGAAGAGCAACUGGAAUCAGUAGUCAAAUUGGGUGAACUGAAUAAUACAUAUAACAACGAAACUAUUUCGACACUGAAGAAAAUGUUAGGAUGGCCAAAAGAAAUACUGUUCCCAGUGUUAGACGUCACAAGAUUAGCCGUUAGGAAUAAAGAAAUAAACGCACAAAUAUUCGACACUACGUACGGACCAUCGUUCAUCAAAUAUCUACUGUCUUUGUUGACCCCAGAUAAUCUCCCAGCAAACCAGAUGUUAGCGAUGCGUGUGUUAGUGAACGCGUUCAGCGACCUCCCGGGCGAGAUGCUGGUGUUGGCCGCCAGGGAGAGCGUCUUGCACUCCAUCAUAUGCUUCACACAGCUCUCUACUAAUGCACAGAUUGCGGCGACAUCUUUGCUGUUGAACCUGUCAGUUGCCCUUGCACAGCAGCCGGACAGCGUGGACCUCGCCGACUGCCUCGUGCAGCUGUUCAGUAAGAUUACUGAUAACGAAGCGUAUUUCAGAGGUCUCGUAGCCCUCGGAACGCUUCUAAUGGAAUCUCCAUCCAAGCUACAAAUACAGACCCGAGUGAUCUCCAACGCCCAGCUUCACAACCGGUUGAAAAAGGACAGCGGUGUCACAACAGACCCCAACUACGCCAAAAUAGCCACACUCUCCCAACAAAUUAUUAGACUUUUAUGAACAAAACAUAAACUACUCGAUAUCGAUAAGGCUGUUAUUUAUAUUGUUAGAGUAAAAAGAUCAUUUUUGUAUGUUCAUUAUGAAAGCGCACUGGACUUGAGGUGAUCUCGGUUUUCAUUUGGCGUUUUAUUUUAAAUUAGAUUCGAACUGUGCUUGUUGUGUUGGGACAGUGCGAUGAGGGUCACAAAUAAACGGAGACAAUACGUAACUGGAAUAUUCGCUGCCAUCUUGCGCAUUCAAGUGUCCUUUUCAUUCCUAAAGAGAAAAAGAACGGUUGAUUCAACGGACAGCUGAUUUUGAAGUCCACAAAACUUGGCUAUUGUUAACACUGCCAAUUUAAUUUUGAUCCUUAUUGCACUAAACAUAAAACUCAAGCUGCUUUCUAGUGCAUAAUGUAGCAUAAAUUCUCACUAUCUUAUUCAUAAAACUUAUUUAAACCUUUUAAAUAUUGUCCUUCCAAAGGCUUGUAGAGCGUGCUAGUUAUACACAAAUACCUUACGUUAUGAAAGAGAUAGUGCUAUUUGUUCAUAUAGCGUUAUCUCUCUCUUAAAGUAUCACUGCUAAUAUGUUACAGAAGGGUUUUUAAAUUGUGAAUAAGAUUGUACGAAAUAAAGAUAUGGAUUACAUUGAAAUGUUGACAGUUUGUCCUUAGGGAGUCUAUUUUUAAAGAUGGUUGAAUAAAACGCGAUAAUAAAUGAAAUGUAUGUGUAUUUCAUGUGUAAUGUUAUGGCAACACUACAAUAACUUGCUACCCGUCAUCAAUGGAAGCAUAGUUUUAUAUCAGACACUUGCAGCAAUAAUAAAUUGUAUAAAA